Maniola jurtina (meadow brown) is the source of this 856-nucleotide messenger RNA. RefSeq names its product ATP synthase subunit O, mitochondrial-like. The record is from RefSeq and is a predicted model, not a curated record. Bases 127 to 756 code for a protein of 209 amino acids. The transcript has 4 exons. Gene Ontology annotation, molecular function: proton-transporting ATP synthase activity, rotational mechanism. Lineage: Eukaryota; Metazoa; Arthropoda; Insecta; Lepidoptera; Nymphalidae. Gene Ontology annotation, biological process: proton motive force-driven mitochondrial ATP synthesis.
CUAUCUCUAUGGUUUCGACAAAGUCUAUGGUUUCGACCAUCUAGAUUGUCUACUAUAUCUUUAGUGAUUUUUAAAAUUGUCGUCGAAUAGUUGUCGAAUUAAACUAUUUAAAUAAAUAAAACUAUAAUGUCGAUAAUGAAGACAAAUAUGCUGGUUCGCUCACUGAGCACAUCAUCAGCUGCAGCUCAGCUUAUAAAACCUCCUGUACAAGUUUUUGGUUUGGAGGGUAGAUAUGCAUCAGCGCUAUAUUCGGCGGCCUCAAAGAGCAAAAGCUUAGACGCAGUUGAGAAAGAACUGACACAAUUUCAGCAAUCUAUUAAAACUGAUGCAAAGCUGAAGGAAUUCAUAAUUAACCCUACUCUGAAGAGAAGUUUGAAAGUAGAUGCUUUAAAACAUCUUACUUCUAAGACAAGCCUUUCUGCAAACACAGGCAAUUUGUUAGGGCUAAUGGCUGAAAAUGGCCGCCUAGACAAAUUGGAGGCAGUGAUCAAUGCAUUCAAAGUUAUGAUGGCAGCUCACCGUGGAGAGGUUACCUGUGAGGUUAUUACCGCCAAACCCUUGGACGUGGGCCAGAAACAAAGUCUGGAAGCUGCUCUCAAGAAAUUCCUGAAAGGCAAUGAGACCCUACAACUUACUGCUAAGGUGGACCCAACUUUGAUGGGAGGCAUGAUUGUUUCAAUUGGUGACAGAUAUGUAGAUAUGAGUGUUGCCAGCAAAGUCAAGAAGUAUACUGAACUUAUCAGUGCUGCUGUAUAAACAAAUAAAUAAUCCAGUAUAAUGAUCAAGUAGCAAAUAAUUUAUUGUUUAUGUCUUGUCUGUAGUCAAGUGAAGUAAAGCUUCUGCUACAAAAUGGCAA